Osmerus eperlanus (European smelt) is the source of this 3523-nucleotide messenger RNA. It is a transcript of the gene dhtkd1, whose product is annotated as dehydrogenase E1 and transketolase domain containing 1. Gene Ontology annotation, molecular function: thiamine pyrophosphate binding; oxoglutarate dehydrogenase (succinyl-transferring) activity. NCBI's taxonomy places the organism in Eukaryota, Metazoa, Chordata, Actinopteri, Osmeriformes, Osmeridae. The record is from RefSeq and is a predicted model, not a curated record. Gene Ontology annotation, biological process: tricarboxylic acid cycle. The coding region runs from base 97 to 2874 and encodes 925 amino acids. The transcript has 17 exons.
GGAACCUCCCAUCUUUCUAAAGUAGCAUGGCCGACGUUUUGUUGUAAAUUGUUAAAGUAUCACUUGGUGUAGAAUUCAGUUACAAACAUUUAAACCAUGUCAGCGCUACUUCUUUUAAGAAACGUGCAUCGUGGCAUUGCACUGCCAUGUAGUGUCGUUCGGCCAGUUUUAGGUUGUUUUUAUCACACGUAUAAAGGUGUUUACGGGUACCAACCCAAACAGACUGAGGGGGACUCGAAGUUCAACAGUGACAAUACCUCUGCACUCAAUCAAGAUCAUGGUCUAGCCCGACUUGUGGAAGCAUAUCGAGCGCAUGGACACAAGGCUGCUAAAAUAAACCCCCUAUCGCCUCAGGACCCAGUGGUAAACAAUGUACCAGAGAUCAACAUUCUGUCUGAAUCCCUAAAUGGACAGCUCAACACAUCUGGACUACGGAAUUUUGGGAAAGCUGAGGCUCCAGUGGCAGAGGUAGUGGCGUACUUAGAGAAUGCCUACUGUGGGCACAUCUCUGUGGAGACCAGCCAGCUGACCAGCCUGGAGGAAAGGGAGUGGUUGGCUGAUCGCUUUGAGGAACUGAAAAAGGCAACUUUCACCCCCGAGGAAAGGAGACAUGUGGCCAGACUCCUGCUUGAGUCCCAGGAGUUUGAUCACUUCCUGGCUACCAAGUUCGCCACUGUGAAAAGGUAUGGUGGAGAGGGAGCAGAAAGCAUGAUGGCCUUUUUCUAUGAGGUUUUACGUCUGUCUGCCUCCAGUGGGGUGUCGGACAUCGUCAUGGGCAUGCCCCACAGAGGCAGACUGAAUCUACUCAUGGGUCUCCUGCAGUUUCCACCAGAGCUCAUGUUUAGGAAGAUGCGUGGUUUAAGCGAGUUCCCCGAGAACUCUCCCUCCAUUGGAGAUGUCCUGUCUCACCUUACAUCAUCGGUGGAGCUGAACUUUGGAGCGGGUCACCCUCUCCAUGUGACCAUGUUGCCAAACCCCUCCCACCUGGAGGCCAUCAACCCUGUCACCCAGGGCAAGGCCCGUGCGAGGGAGCAGCUUAAACAAGAGGGAGACUAUUCCCCCCAUGAAAACGCACAGCCAGGGGAUAAAGUUGUCUGUCUUCAGGUUCAUGGAGAUGCCUCAUUCUCAGGACAAGGAAUUGUCCCAGAAACAUUUACUAUCUCCAACCUCCCACACUACAGAGUGGGAGGGAGCAUCCACCUGAUUGUGAACAACCAAGUUGGCUAUACCACUCCAUCGGAGAGAGGGAGAUCAUCUCUAUACUGCAGUGACGUCGGUAAGAUGGUGGGCUGUGCUGUGAUCCAUGUCAACGGGGACAAUGCAGAGGAUGUUAUGCGGGCCACGCGUCUGACGGUGGAGUACCAGCGGCGCUUUAGGAAGGAUGUGAUCCUGGACUUGCUCUGCUACCGCCAGUGGGGCCACAAUGAGCUGGACGAGCCCUCCUUUACCAACCCUGCCAUGUACAAGGUCAUCCGCUCCAGAAAAAGCACACCAGACUCUUACACAGACCAGCUCAUCUCAGAGGGCGUGAUGACAGAGGAAGAGCGCGGCGAGAUCAAGUCCACCCACUACUCCAUGCUCAACGACAAGCUGGCCAACAUGACCCUGUACAGCCCUCCCCCCACCAACCUGCAGGGCCGCUGGGGGGGCCUGGUGGAGCCAGGGGCCAAGGUCACAACCUGGGACACGGGUGUGCCUGCUUCCCUGCUGCAGUACGUGGGGGCCAAGUCUGUUGACAUCCCCCAGGAAAUCCAGCUCCAUAGCCACCUGGGGAAGAUGCAUGUAAAGGGUCGUCUGCAGAAACUUGGGGAGGGAACCAAGCUGGACUGGUCGACAGCAGAGGCAAUGGCAUUUGGCUCUCUACUCUGCCAAGGGUUUAAUAUUCGCAUCAGUGGACAGGAUGUUGGCCGAGGCACGUUUAGUCAGAGACAUGCCAUGGUGGUUUGUCAGGACACCAACGACAUGUACAUCCCCCUCAACCACAUGGAUCCUCAGCAAAGAAGCUUCCUGGAGGUGUGUAACAGCGCCCUGUCUGAGGAGGCUGUAUUGGGGUUUGAGUACGGCAUGAGCAUUGCCCAGCCCAAGCUCCUGCCCAUCUGGGAGGCUCAGUUUGGAGACUUCUUCAACGGCGCUCAGAUCAUCUUUGACACUUUCAUCUCUGGAGGUGAGGCUAAAUGGCUGCUCCAGAGUGGCAUAGUGAUCCUGCUGCCCCACGGCUACGACGGAGCAGGACCCGAACACUCCUCGUGUCGUAUGGAGCGCUUCCUACAGAUGUGUGACAGUAAAGAGGAAGGGGUGGAUGGAGACAACGUCAACAUGGGCAUGGUCAACCCCACCACCCCAGCACAGUACUUCCACCUACUCCGACGACAGAUGAUUCGCAACUUCCGCAAGCCCCUCAUUGUGGCUGGGCCAAAAACUCUGCUGAGAUUCUCUGGGGCAGUAUCCACUCUGGCUGAAAUGGGUCCAGGAACAGCAUUCAAACCGGUUUUGGGUGACCACUCUGUCGUAUCAGAGAGUGUCCAGCGGGUGGUGCUGUGUUCUGGCAAGCACUACUAUGCCCUGCUGAAGCAGAGAGAGACAUCUGCAGCCAGCCAGAAUACAGCACUGGUCCGUGUUGAGGAACUAUGCCCGUUCCCUCUGGAGACUUUGCAACAAGAGCUCUCUAAGUACAAAAAUGCCAAAGAGUUUGUCUGGAGCCAAGAGGAGCCCCAGAACAUGGGCGCCUGGUCCUUCAUAUCUCCUAGAUUCGAAAAGCAGCUGGCUUGCAAGCUCCGAUUGGUAAGUCGGCCGGCACUACCCGCACCGGCCGUGGGUAUUGGAACGCUUCAUCACCAGCAGCAGGAGGCCAUCCUCACUGCUACCUUCUCCUGAGACUCUGGAACACCUGGCCACAAAAUGGCCGCACCUGCACCAUCCCACACAUCUACUGUAAAUCGCAUUACAUUUCUCAAUGUUCUAAUAGCACAAAGUGCUAAAGAGACUGCUUUACAAAGAAAUGAGGGGGCACAUGGACUGCUAUGAGACUGUUGGAAUGUAAGGACUUGUAGCACAGAUGAAUUGAGGUUGUAUGUACACACAUGAUGUUGAUAACGGAUAUUUAAAACUUUCUAAACUGUCAUUUGUUAUUUGUUUUCUGUUCUUAGUUACAGUUCUGUUAAUUGUUGCAGUUGGUCUAUAUUUUUCAAAUGUAAAGUCUAAAUUCUAAUCUUGUCUCUAGGUUCUGUCUUCUCUUCAUAGCUCCUAUCACGUAGUACGAUGGCAUCUGGUAUUCAGUAAAAACAGAGCAGUAUUUCAAUCACGUGCUCACAAAUGACUAACAUGGUUCAGAAUGAAUCUUGAGAGCUUACAAAUUAAGUUUACACUGGAAUUAUUACAUAAAUUAAUUGAUUAUAUCACAAAAGAACAAAGUUUGGCACAGGCUGUGCUUUGUUAUCCGUCAUGUUGACUUUGAAUUGAGCUUCAGAUUCAUAGGCCCAACCUAUAUUAUUUUAGUGUGCAAAAUAAAAGGUAAAAAGAAAAA